AUGGAACUCAACCGAGAACAUUUUCGCGCCAAGAUUUAUUACAACUUUCAGAGUCAAUUAUCGCAACAAGAAUGCCUUGCUGAGUUACUGUCUGUUUUCGGCAACGAAGCGCCACAUCAGUCGACAAUUUCCCGUUGGUAUAGAGAAUUCAAACGUGGACGGGUGAGUCUUAGCGACGAUUCCAGGGUGGGUGCACCAAAAACGGCAGUCACCCAGGAAGACGUCGAUGCUGUGCGCAAACUCAUCAUUGAACAUAGGCAUGUGACAUAUCGCGAGCUUGAGGCGUCCUUGAAGAUCUCAAAGACCUCAAUUCAAAAAAUUUUACAUAGAGAAUUAGGAGUAAGAAAAUUAGUGUCUCGUUGGAUACCCCACCUUGGUGAUGAAUUGUGGAUUUACUGUUAUGAACCAGAAAAUAAACGACAGUGGGCUGUUUGGGUGUUCCAAGGUGAAGAAAUGCCAACAAAAGUCAUCCGUUCUCGAAGUGUUUCGAAAAAGAUGGUCGCGACAUUUGUGUCAAAAGCGGGUCAUAUUGUUAGUGGUGAUGAAUUGUGGAUUUACUGUGAAGAAAAGCCAACAAAAGUAAUCCGUUCUCGAAGUGUUUCGCAAAAGAUGGUCGCGACAUUUGUGUCAAAAGCGGGUCAUAUUGCAACAAUUCCUCUUAAUCAGCAAAGAACUGUUACUGCGGAUUGGUAUACCACCAUUUGUUUGCCAAAAGUCAUCACCGAGCUGCGAAAAAUCAACCCCGAAAGAAGAAUCGUCCUCCACCAAGACAAUGCAAGCUCGCACACAGCCCAAAAAACAAGGCAGUAUUUAACGGAAGAAAACGUGGAAUUAUUGGACCGUCCUCCAUAUAGUCCCGAUCUAAGUCCUAACGAUUUCUUUACUUUAACGAAAAUUAAAAACAGACUGCGUGGUCAAAGGUUCCAGUCACCAGAAGAAGCAGUUGACGCAUUCAAAAAUGCCUGGAAUAAGUGCUUCGAAAAUUGGUUCGAGCGCAUGCAGAUGUCUAUUAAUCUUCGUGGAGAAUACUUCGAAAAAUAA
Acanthoscelides obtectus is the source of this 1041-nucleotide messenger RNA. The record is from the annotation of a GenBank genome assembly. NCBI's taxonomy places the organism in Eukaryota, Metazoa, Arthropoda, Insecta, Coleoptera, Chrysomelidae.